ACAUAGCAGGCAGAGGCAGGCGUAGGAACAUAUAACAACCGAAUUAAAUUGGAACGUAAUUUUCCUAGACACAAUUUUUGGCUUUUAGUUGAGAAAAUUUGUUUUGCUAGUGCGAACACGAAGAAGUACACUCUAAUUUCGCGAGUACACUUAACGAGUUACAUAAAAUCGAUAUAUGAAUAACGAGAAUACGAAAGAUUUUCACGAAGCACGCGUUUGUCUUUUCGAUUAGAAUAUGCAUUCGCUUAAUUGGACCUCGCGUUUAAUAUCGCGAGCGUUACGUAGCAGCCUGUCGACCCUGAUCGACACUGCCACUGGUGCCACCCCAAAGAACGGACAAGUGAGAGCACCCCGACCCCACUUCGUUUCCGUCGUUUGUGGAUUUGCAAAGGACAAUUUACGUCACAAAUACAAGCCUGGCAAGUACGGGGAGGACUCGUGGUUUAAGGCUUCCACAGAUCAGGCAGAUGUGGUGGGCGUAGCAGACGGUGUCGGUGGCUGGCGCAGCUAUGGUAUUGACCCAGGAGAGUUUUCAUCCUUUCUAAUGCGGACAUGUGAGCGGCUGGUGCACUGUACACACUUCAACCCGCAGCGGCCCGUCAACCUGCUUGCCUACAGCUAUUGCGAACUUAUGGAACAGAAAAAACCCAUAUUGGGCAGUAGCACAGCCUGCGUGCUGAUCCUGAAUCGUGACACCAGCACUGUUCACACGGCCAAUAUCGGGGACAGCGGUUUCAUUGUAGUACGGCAAGGCGAAAUCGUACACAAGUCUGAAGAACAGCAACACUACUUUAACACACCUUUUCAACUAUCCCUGCCUCCGCCUGGACAUGGCCCCAACGUACUCAGUGACAGUCCCGAAUCGGCUGACACCAUGAGUUUUCCCGUGAAAGACGGUGACGUCAUUUUAAUCGCCACUGACGGUGUGUUCGACAACGUACCCGAGGCGCUGCUGUUACAGGUGCUACGUGAAGUAGAGGGGGAACGCGAUCCCGUCAAGCUACAAAUGACAGCCAACACCUUGGCUCUGAUGGCGCGUACGCUUUCUCUCAACAGUGAAUUUCUGUCGCCAUUUGCCAUCAGCGCUCGUCGGAACAAUAUUCAAGCCCGGGGUGGAAAACCCGACGACAUCACUGUGGUACUUGCGACCGUAGCAAUUUGAAGAUAGCUUAGUAUUUAAUGUAAUUGUAGUCCGUAUAUAUUUAGUUAGCCGUUAGGAGUUUGUUUCGUAGUUCUGUCUAAUUGUAAGCUGCAUGUUGAGAUUGAAAACGAGAACACACUUUCAAUUGUUAGUUACAUAUAUACAUAGCCACUCAUGCAUACACUAUACCCCUAUUACAUACUAAUCGGCGGAUAAUCAUCCUGGUCAACGCAAAUAAUCUAUUAUGUCAAAGCGAAACGACCCGAUUGGGAGUGAAGUGCGACUGCAAAGUCUUGAUCUACAAUAUACGAUGUAUGUAUAAAUUUUAGAUGCGAUUUGAGAAACGACGAGUCUUAAUCAACAAAUUACAAAAUACCCUUGAACCCUAUGAAAAAACACACAAUUAUUGAACUGACAAUUUAUGUAUCUAGGCGACUGUCUUAAAAUUCUUUGUCGAAUGUAUUCACUGAUAUUGCGAUCCAAUAAAUAAUCAUUAACAAAUUA
Molecule: messenger RNA, 1645 nt
Organism: Scaptodrosophila lebanonensis
Lineage: Eukaryota; Metazoa; Arthropoda; Insecta; Diptera; Drosophilidae
Product: protein phosphatase PTC7 homolog
Exons: 1
Coding region: 236-1162 (308 amino acids)
Source: RefSeq, a predicted model, not a curated record